GAAUACAAAUCUGUGUGCGCUGUUACGCAUCGGUAAUUGCGCUUUUAUGCAUGUUAAGAAUUAAUGAUAAGGUGAGCUUUUACGCGUGUGUGGACAUUGUGGUCUCAGUCAUGACCCUCUCCAAGGAGUUUGAAGCGUCCCAGCAGACUAGCUUUCCCCUGGACGCAAAUGAGGUAGACGUUGUUGGAGACGACGAGCCUCUCCAUGGCCAGCUUCGUCUCUAUCGGACCGAGAACACCACCGAACCUAGCUCAUCCGCCGAGUCCAGCGCCGAACUGGACUGCUCUGAGUUCGACUCGUCCGGGGAGAGCGAGAACAGUUUCUGUGCAGACGCGCCUUCAUCGGGGAGACCACAGAACGGUUCUGUAAAGCCCCCGUAUUCCUACAUCGCUCUCAUCACCAUGGCGAUCCUACAGAGUCCUCUGAAGAAACUGACACUGAGUGGCAUCUGCGACUUCAUUAGCAGCAAGUUCCGCUACUAUCUGGAGAAGUUUCCGGCGUGGCAGAACUCCAUCAGGCACAACCUGUCACUCAACGACUGCUUUGUAAAAAUUCCGAGGGAGCCUGGAAACCCAGGCAAAGGCAACUACUGGUCUCUGGACCCCGCAUCUGAGGACAUGUUUGACAACGGCAGCUUUCUCCGGCGCAGGAAGAGGUUUAAGAGAAACCAGCCGGAGUGUGUGAAAGAUGGACUCAUGUUUUACCCAAACUUCAGCUGUUACCGGCCUUACGUGCGACCUUACUGCGUCCAAGGCCAAGUGAGCGCACCGGCUGCCCCACUCCCGUAUAUGCCCGUUCAGGACGGGCUUGUGAUGCCACCUUCAUCCUACUUACCGUACCCGAGAAUAAGCAGCAGCGGUAAGGUUGUUUCCCCCAGAGACUUCAGAAAUCAACUUUACGCAGCAACACCUGCAGAACAGAAGCCUGCGCGCGAUACCCAGAUAAAGUGUUCAUUCAGUAUUGACAGCAUUAUGAGUAAAACCUCUCCUUCUAUACCACAGAACACAAAUCCACAGAACUCCGACUCUCAUUGUUCUAUUGACUAUGGUAAUCUCCUCACGGGCCCCGCUAGUUGUUUCGUUCAGCCUGCGUCCUCCUCCAAGGACUCCAUUCUGCCCAAGUGCAAUGUUGAGCGCACCCCCUUUAAUAACAGAGGGUAUUCAAAUGUCUUAUCCUCGUUGUUAAAGUGUUUGUUUGUAGUAGCUAUAACCAAAUAAAUAUCUGUGUCUAAGUGAUACAAUUCUAUAGGCUUAAUGGAGAGACGUUUUACACAUUUCUCAGAGAAAUGAUUUAAACUGCAUGUUAUUUGUGUUCAUUCCAUGUUGAAUAUGUCAAAAGAGGUUCAUGUAAAUAAGAAGGCUGAUAAUAUAUUUGUUAAAAUAUGGUGUCAAUGUGAAAAUGGAAAUAAAAGUGGAAACACUUUUGCCAAUUGUAUAGAAAAUAGGCCUACCAUUGUAUUGUGAUUUUCCCGAAUGUUUCGACAUUG
Molecule: messenger RNA, 1486 nt
Organism: Oncorhynchus nerka (sockeye salmon)
Lineage: Eukaryota; Metazoa; Chordata; Actinopteri; Salmoniformes; Salmonidae
Product: forkhead box protein D5-B-like
Biological process (GO): anatomical structure morphogenesis; cell differentiation; regulation of transcription by RNA polymerase II
Molecular function (GO): RNA polymerase II cis-regulatory region sequence-specific DNA binding; DNA-binding transcription factor activity, RNA polymerase II-specific
Source: RefSeq, a predicted model, not a curated record